AUGGCAAAUCACGGCCUCAAGGCUCGCCUGCGGCUCCUGGCUCUGGACGACGGCAACAGCAGUGAACGAAAGCCAAAGGCAGAAGCCAGGAGCGGCGCUCCAAACCUCGCCCAGUCGCAGUCGCCGUCGUCCAGAAGCAUCAGGCGAGGGGCCGGCCGCGGCGAGUUGUACAAGCACCUACGCAAGGCGCAUCAGUUCCCGAAGCCCAAGGCCGCGCGGUACAUUGCGCAGAUGGCAAGCGCCCUGCGCUACUUUCACCGCAAGCACAUCAUCCGCCGCAACAUUAAGCCUGAGAAUAUCCCAGUAGGCACAUACGGCGAAAUGAAGAUCUCAGAUUUCGGCUGGAGCGUGCAUUCGCCCCGUGGCCGUCGGAGAACGUACUGCGGCACGCUGGACUGCUUGCCUCCUGAGAUGGUAAUACCAAAUAGCCCGGAGAAGUCGUACGACGAAGAGGUCGGCCUAUAG
Molecule: messenger RNA, 465 nt
Organism: Metarhizium album ARSEF 1941
Lineage: Eukaryota; Fungi; Ascomycota; Sordariomycetes; Hypocreales; Clavicipitaceae
Product: serine/threonine-protein kinase
Exons: 2
Coding region: 1-465 (154 amino acids)
Biological process (GO): mitotic spindle organization; protein phosphorylation; regulation of cytokinesis
Cellular component (GO): spindle midzone; spindle microtubule; chromosome passenger complex
Molecular function (GO): protein kinase activity; ATP binding
Source: RefSeq, a predicted model, not a curated record